GCUUCUCCUCAGCAGAACCACUGACGUGCGCCGCAGCGCUCAUUUGAUUGGCUCAGAGGAAGCCGCCGGCAAAAAACUUUGCCUGUGAUCGGUGUUGAUGAUUUCGUGCUGCUGCAGUUGCUGUUGAAGUUUUGUCAUUUGGCACCACUAAUUCAGAUCCCACGCACCAUGCUCGAUCCAUUAGAAAAUGGCUUGUUUGAUAUACCAGAUUAUGAGCACAUAGAGGACGAGAGAUUCCCUCCUCUCCCUCCUCCAUUAUCGCCUGGUCAGGGAAACAUCGAGGAGGAUCCUUUUGGCAAUGGAGAGGGUGAGGAGGAAGGAGAGGUCUCAAAACUAGCAGACGUUCCAGUGGCAAAGAGACGAACAGUGAUGAGGCCUCGGCCUAAACUGGAUGCAAACAGGUUGAUUUCUGAAAAGGGUCUUCCAGCUUUGCGUACAUUAUUUGAAGAUGUUAAAUUCAAAGGCAAAGGACAUGAGGCAGAAAAUCUGAAGCUCCUCUUGAAGAAAAUGGAGAACUGGGCCCAUCGCCUAUAUCCUAAAAUGCAGUUUGAGGAGUUUGUUGAUAAAGUGGAGAGUCUGGGUAGUAAAAAAGAAGUUCAGACAUGUCUGAAACGAAUUCGACUGGACAUGCCAAUAACACAUGAGGACUACGUUGAGGAGCCUGAGGUUCAAGUACCAGAAGAGUCUGAUCCAGUUGAAGACGAAGGUUUCCCUGAAGAUCCAUUUGUCCAUUCUACUCCCGCUCCAGCCUCCCUCACAGAGGAACAGCAGCGGCGCAUAGAGCUCAACAAACGGCUGGCUCUGGAGAGGAGACUUGCGAAGCAGAAACAGUUAGAAUCCUCUCAGAAUUCCAUCCAGGCAGAUGCAGACGAACCCUCAACCAGUUCUUCAGGGCAGUACCUUAGUCAAGAAAAUCAGGGCACUUUCGACCAGAGCACCUCAGACCAAACGCCGCUCAAACAAAAGUCAGCCGCGCUUCAGAAUUCUCCUUUGUAUGAUAAUGAGUGUGCUAGUCCAGUUCCAAAUGGCAUAGUUGAUGACGAUGACGACUGAAGCAAUCCUCCCCAUUUGUACCAAGAGGACUGUGAAUAACUGUGAGUGAUUUUGGGAAAGGCAAAAGGCUUUUUCAUGUUUAACCUUGUACAACCUUCCCAGUCGUAUGCCAAACAUAUUUUAAAGCUUGUUGGCAGUUUUGAAAUGCCAACCCAGGCCUUGUUCACCACAUUGAUCUUAGUUAAGUUUGCUUGCAUUUUGUCAUGUUUCAUCCUCCGUGAGGAUUUUGGAAUACAUGUGCUCAAAUUGAAAACAUUUUCCCUCCGUUUUAUUCUGAGGGUUCACACUACGUUCUGUGAACCUAAGAAUAAAUUCACCAAUUGGCUGAAGUUUAUUAUAAUGUCCCAAUGUAAGCACACUUGAGGUUAACCCAUUUCCUUUUUUUUGAAAAUGUUUAUCCCUGUUAUUUCAAUGUACUUUCUAUUUUCUGAAUAAAAAUGUUAAUGUAGAAAA
Molecule: messenger RNA, 1506 nt
Organism: Puntigrus tetrazona (Sumatra barb)
Lineage: Eukaryota; Metazoa; Chordata; Actinopteri; Cypriniformes; Cyprinidae
Gene: tipin
Product: timeless interacting protein
Exons: 8
Coding region: 169-1053 (294 amino acids)
Biological process (GO): DNA replication checkpoint signaling; replication fork arrest; replication fork processing
Cellular component (GO): replication fork protection complex; nucleus
Molecular function (GO): DNA binding
Source: RefSeq, a predicted model, not a curated record